Molecule: messenger RNA, 1371 nt
Organism: Elephantulus edwardii (Cape elephant shrew)
Lineage: Eukaryota; Metazoa; Chordata; Mammalia; Macroscelidea; Macroscelididae
Product: mediator of RNA polymerase II transcription subunit 26-like
Exons: 2
Coding region: 1-1371 (456 amino acids)
Biological process (GO): regulation of transcription by RNA polymerase II; positive regulation of gene expression
Cellular component (GO): mediator complex; core mediator complex; nucleus
Molecular function (GO): transcription coregulator activity
Source: RefSeq, a predicted model, not a curated record
AUGGCAGCGGCUCUGGAGUCUCCGCAGCAGAUCAGGGACCGGCUGCUGCAGGCCAUCGAUGCACAGAGCAACAUCCGGAACAUGGUGGCGGUGCUGGAAGUCAUCUCCAGUCUGGAGAAAUACCCCAUCACCAAAGAGGCGCUGGAGGAGACGCGGCUGGGGAAGCUCAUCAAUGACGUCCGUAAGAAGACCAAGAACGAGGAGCUCGCCAAACGAGCCAGGAAGCUAUUGCGGAGCUGGCAGAAGUUCAUUGAGCCUGUGCACCAGGGCGAGGCGGCACUGCGGGGACUGCCUGGCACCACCGGCUCUGCCAACGGGGGUGCCCACAACUGCCGACCAGAGGCAGGGGUAGGCUCUGGGCCCCGGAGCAUCCACGACCUAAAAAGUCGCAAUGACAUCCAGAGGCUGCCCGGGCAGCGGCUGGACAGGCCAGGGGGCCGCAAACCAUAUGUGCCCAAGGGCUCAGUGCCCAGCCCCUCCCCAAGGCCUCCAUCGUCGGAGGCUACACAGGCACCCUCGCCACUCCCUCUGGCCCAGCCCCUUACACCCCCUGUACGGAGGCUAGAACUUCUACCUAACUCGGAGAGACCAGGGCGCUGGCCUGACCAGCCUGAGGGUCACCAGAGGCUGGCAGGGCCUGGCUGUAAGGCAGGGCUGCCACCGGCGGAGCCACCGCUCCUGCUGCCACGAGCAGGCCUCUCACUGGCCUCCUCCAGGGCGGACAGUGAUGCUGCCUUUUCGGGUGGCUCAGAGAGCAGGAAGAAGAAGCAGUACCGGCCGCGUGACUACACAGUGAACUUGGAUGGCCAGGGGGCUGAGGCAGGCAAUAAGCCUGUGAAGUUAAAAGAGCGCAAGCUCACCUUUGACCCUAUGACAAGACAGAUCAAACCCCUGACCCAGAAGGAGCGUGUGCGGGCUGAGAGCCCUGUGCGCCCUGAGCCACCCCGGACCGGGCUGAAUGCGCAGGAGCCCAAGGGUAGCCUGCAGAGCCCCUUCGAGCAGACCAGCGGGAAGGAGCUAUCACACAACGAGAUGAUCCAGCCCUACCCGAGCCGGCAGAGCAGCCUGCUGUCGUCUUCGGGCGCACAGACGCCAGGCGCCCACCACCUUCGGCAGGAGGAGAGCACCAGGCAGCACAGCACCCGUGAGACACGUGUACUGAUGCCACACAGCCCACCUGCGGACCUGCCUGGGUGCACGCGGGAGGUCACGGAAGAUGACCUGAAGCGAAUAGAGGCCCACAAGUGGCCAGGCGUGAACGGGUGUUACGAUACACAGGGUACCUGGUAUGAUUGGACGCAGUGCAUACCACUCGACCCGCAUGGCGAUGGUGGGAUCCUGAACAUUCUGCCUUACGUCUGCUUGGAAUGA